This is a messenger RNA of Mytilus trossulus (common blue mussel), 1002 nucleotides long. Its product is annotated as fibropellin-1-like. The transcript has 7 exons. The coding region runs from base 1 to 1002 and encodes 333 amino acids. Gene Ontology annotation, molecular function: carbohydrate binding; Notch binding; calcium ion binding. Lineage: Eukaryota; Metazoa; Mollusca; Bivalvia; Mytilida; Mytilidae. The record is from RefSeq and is a predicted model, not a curated record.
AUGGUAUUUUCAGAUAUUGAUGAAUGCGCAUCAAAUCCAUGUCAACAUGGCGGAGUGUGUACAGAUGGAAUCUAUGGAUACAUUUGUACUUGUGAUUUGGGAUACACAGGCAAUAACUGUGAAGAAAAUUUUGAUGAAUGCAGUUCCAAUCCGUGUCAGCAUGGUGGUACAUGUACAGAUGUGAUAAAUGGAUACACUUGUAAUUGCUAUCCGGCAUAUCAAGGAACUCACUGUGCAGAGAAUAUUGAUGAAUGUGUUUCAAAUCCAUGUCAACAUGGCGGAAUGUGUACAGAUGAAAUCAAUGGAUACACUUGUACUUGUGACCCUGGAUAUGCCGGUGUUAACUGUGAAGAAAAUAUAAAUGAAUGCGCCUCAAGUCCCUGUCAACAUGGUGGUACAUCUACAGAUGGAAUCAAUGGAUAUAUUUGUACCUGUGUCACAGGAUACACGGGAGGUAACUGUGAAGAAAAUUUUGAUGAAUGCGGUUCUAAUCCAUGCCAGCAUGGUGGUACAUGUACAUGUAGAGAUUUGAUAAAUGGCUACACUUGUAAUUGCUAUCCGGCAUAUCAAGGAACUCACUGUGCAGAGAGCCUUGAACAAACUAUUUGUCACUUGGUUACAGACACCAUUUCAUGUGCCUUAAAUUCGGUUAUAACAGUAGCUAGUUCAACGUAUGGCAGAAAUGAUGGAACAACAUGCGCUGAUGGUCACGGCCCAUACUCCAGUGGUUUUCAUUGCACGAUGGACUCAACAGAUUGGGUCACACAAAGAUGUCAGGACCAGCAGACCUGUUCUAUUAAGCCAACAGACAUUGGUACUGACCCUUGCCCAAAUAAAUAUAAAUAUAUGACAGUUACGUACACAUGUUCAGAUAUUGAUGAAUGCGCAUCAAGUCCAUGUCAGCAUGGAGGAAUAUGUACAGAUAUAAUCAAUGGAUACAUGUGUACAUGUGUGCACGGAUACACGGGAAAUAACUGUGAAGAAAGUGAGUAUAUUGCCUAA